CGAAGCGAAAAGAAGUAAAAUAAGAAAGUGAAGUGAAUUGAAAGCGAAUCGAGGAAGAAGAUUAAGAAUAAGAAAAAUAGGGCGCUUUUAAGUCGGCCCGAGUGCAUUUGAUAUUUGUUGAUGUCCUGCAUGCAGGACACGCGCUAAAGCUGUCCCAGUAAGUGCUUCAAAAUUUACUCGCCAACCACAUUCGACGCCUCCAGGGCGUUCAAGCUGGAGGAGGAUUUCGUCGGCGGCUGCAUGACAAUGUCGAUGUACUCGACGACGGAUAAAAUGAAAAUGUCAGCGCCCAGUUGUUUUCCAGGACGCUACAGUCCCUCCUACCGAAGUUCGGAGCAGAUGCGCCGCUGCAUGCCAAAUCCGUCGAGUCGUUUGUUAGAAGAUGCUUCCCUAUUAUGCAAUUCGUGGUCAGCACGUCAGAAUGGUGAUAUCUUCGCGGGCAUCAACGAUGGAAUCCUCAGCAGAGCGGAGGCCUUGGCAGCCGUCGACAUCCAGAAGCACCAAGCCCAGCACGUCCACAGCCAAAUGCCCUCCCAGAUCAAGCACGACGUCAUGUACCACCACCACUCCAUGAGUGGGCCUCCCCAGCGUCCCCUGCAGGAAAAUCCUUUCUCUCGACAGAUGCACCACUCGAUGGACCAGCUGGACAUGCUGGACCCGACGGGCUCGAUGACCACGUUGGCGCCCAUUUCGGAGUCGCCGCUGACGCCCACACACCAACACCUGCACGGUUCCUAUCACAGCAUGAAUCACAUGAUGAGCCACCACCAUCCGGGCACGUUAAGUGGCCACACGGGGGGACACCAUGGACACUCAGCGGUACAUCAUCCUGUUAUCACGGCGGCGGUGGCUGCCGCUGGCCUGCAUCCCGACACAGACACCGAUCCCCGCGAGCUGGAGGCCUUCGCGGAGCGGUUCAAGCAGCGGCGCAUCAAGCUGGGUGUCACGCAGGCGGACGUGGGCAAGGCCCUGGCCAAUCUAAAGUUACCUGGCGUCGGCGCGCUGUCGCAGAGCACGAUCUGCAGGUUCGAGAGCCUGACGCUGUCGCACAACAACAUGAUCGCCCUGAAGCCCAUCCUGCAGGCGUGGCUCGAGGAGGCCGAGGCGCAGGCGAAAAACAAGCGGCGCGACCCGGAUGCGCCCAGUGUCCUGCCGGCGGGCGAAAAGAAAAGGACUUCCAUUGCGGCACCUGAAAAGCGUUCCCUGGAAGCCUACUUCGCCGUACAGCCGAGGCCAUCCGGUGAGAAAAUCGCUGCCAUUGCCGAAAAGCUGGAUUUGAAGAAAAACGUGGUGCGCGUCUGGUUCUGCAAUCAACGUCAAAAACAAAAACGUAUAGUUAGUAGUGUAACACCCUCAAUGACUGGCCACGGUUCGGCGGGAUUUGGAUACUGAUAGUCGUUUAUGACGGCAGCGGCGGCGGUUAACACGGCAGC
Messenger RNA from Drosophila ficusphila, 1433 nucleotides. It is a transcript of the gene acj6, whose product is annotated as inhibitory POU protein. The record is from RefSeq and is a predicted model, not a curated record. Gene Ontology annotation, biological process: regulation of transcription by RNA polymerase II. The transcript is spliced from 8 exons. NCBI's taxonomy places the organism in Eukaryota, Metazoa, Arthropoda, Insecta, Diptera, Drosophilidae. Gene Ontology annotation, molecular function: DNA-binding transcription factor activity, RNA polymerase II-specific; RNA polymerase II cis-regulatory region sequence-specific DNA binding. The coding region runs from base 241 to 1392 and encodes 383 amino acids.